This is a messenger RNA of Fusarium redolens, 2319 nucleotides long. RefSeq lists its product as uncharacterized. Gene Ontology annotation, biological process: regulation of DNA-templated transcription; DNA-templated transcription. Lineage: Eukaryota; Fungi; Ascomycota; Sordariomycetes; Hypocreales; Nectriaceae. Gene Ontology annotation, molecular function: DNA binding; DNA-binding transcription factor activity, RNA polymerase II-specific; zinc ion binding. The coding region runs from base 1 to 2319 and encodes 772 amino acids. The transcript has 3 exons. The record is from RefSeq and is a predicted model, not a curated record.
AUGAGCCAAAAUCAGUCAGCCAAGCGGUUGGCGGCUUCAAAGGGGGAAAGUGAAAGCACAGGGAAGAAGCGAGUGCGAUAUGCUGCGCGAGCGUGCGACGCUUGCCGCAAACGCAAGGGUCGAUGCAGCGGAAGAUAUCCCUGCGAACAUUGCGUCGGUCGCAAUCAGCAGUGCGUGUAUACUCUGCCAACUAACGAUUGGCGCGAUGCGAAUCCAGCCCAGCUGCAGGAUGCGCAUACAGACCAGAUGAGGCGGCAGCUUGAGCCACAUCUUUCGCAACAACAACAACUCUACAACGAUGCAAAUCAGACGGCGUCGCUAGGAAGUCUUUUGGUAAAUCUCCAGCAACAAGUUGAAUCUCUGGCGGCACAAGUGAGGCAAAAUAAUACCGACAAAAACGUGCCUCCUCAGUCUCUUUACGCAGCCUCAAGCCAGACGCUAGUAGAUCCGGAUCUUCAAAUCUCUCAGUCUCUAAUAACACCUUCAGUUGUCGGGGCUAAGGGCGCUCGCCCGCACAGCAAGUUCUACGGGCCAACAAGCCCGGAUUACAGCUUUAAUCUCGCUCAAAGCAAGUUGCUGAACCAUGCCAAUUCUAAGGCGGAUAAGCCACUUCCCGUUAGCAUCGAAGAGAACCAAUCUGAUGAUGAAGACGUGGAAAUCGAUCAGUUUGGGAACCUCAACCGCCCUACUCAGCAGCAAAUAUCAUCGUUGCCGCGGCAGCAGAGGUUAUUGCUCUUUAGGAACAUCCUCAGCUCCAGGGAAGUCAACUCUCUUCUUGUCGUUUUUCAAGAAACGAUAUGCGAGUACCACCCCAUCGUCGAUGCCCCGUCGCUCGUUAAAACGGUCGAAUACUGGUAUUCAAAACAGACUUCUCCGAGUAACUGCACUCUGUCGGCUGUGGAUGAAGAGGAUCUCAUCGUCGCCAAUCUUGCCAUUGCCGUGGCUCUUUGCGUAGAGUCCACGCUUCCUGGCUCCGAGUCAUUACAGGCUGCUGAGUCUCUUUACCUGAGUUGCAGGGAACUGAUUAAUGCCAAGGUGGUCUCACCAAUGCCCACCAUCAAGCAUAUUGUAAUCGUCCUUCUAGUAGGACUUCUUCACUACUACAAGAAUAUGCCCCGGUAUGCCUGGCGCAUGUGUGGACUUGCUGGUCGAACUUUUAUGGAGUCUGGCUUGCACAACACCGACGUGUUACGACAUGUUGUGAAAACGGAGGCCGACCUAGAAGAACAUGCCGUCAUCGUCAGCACCAUUUUAGUUCUUGACCGGCAAUGGAGCGCAUCGACAGGAUUGCCAACGAAUUUCAGCAACUGGGAAUUUGACCUUGAGUUGCGGCAAAGGCUCAAAAACCCGUACCUUAAGGCCAUGACAGCCUUCACCGCCAUCAGUGACAAAUUCAGCGAGCCCAUUCUGCGAGGCGCCAAGGGAACGUCUUGUGAAGACAAUGAUGACUUUGAAUUUAUGAACUUCCAAAUCGAGCAAUGGCGAAAGAAGUCGGUGGGCAAGUUUGACUUCGGCCCGCUGCAAAAUAUGGAACAUGCGAACGCGACGCUUCCUCCAGCUUGGGCCAUACUACUACACCUCCGUGCCCAAGCCGUUCGCGGAAUCCUCCUUCGACCCUUUUUCUUUCCAAACGUGCCAAGCGCAGUCAGCCAGCGUAGCAUUGAACCUGGUAUCGAGUUGGUGAACUGCAUCGUUGACACGUUGACGCGCCUUAACCGGUACACUGAUGUCUAUCAGAAACAACAUCCGCCGUUUCAACACAUACUAGCUGCUGGUUGUGCCUUAUUGUUCCUCAUGCUGGCAUAUGUUGAGGGGAAUCGUGACAUCGUCAACGAUGCUCUACCAAGCAACUUUUUUGACCAGGCAAAGAGGAACUUUGAGAACGCGUACUUACUGUCAAAUACAUACAGCAAAUCUUCGCGAGCCGCAAGGAGGUUGCAAAGACGCCUCGUGGGCAUGAGGGAUUUACUGGUCCAAAUGGGUGUUCUCCGUCCUGAUGAGUAUUCCACGCAAGGUCAAAAUCAGCAGGGCACAGGCACAGGCACAGCCACGAGCAUGACAACUAAGAACAUGCAGCAAAAUGGCAAUGCAUCGCUAAACGUCCCCGCCUCACAAGAGAUGCAGUCAAUGAGGAUUCUGAGGGGAACCGACGAACUUCUCGACCCCGAAUUCUUGGACUUCGAGAACGAAUUACCAUUCACUAUCAAUUCGCCAGCUUCCUCUGACUCGAUGCCCUGGUUUGGAUCUGGUCAGUUACCAACUUCGUCCCUGGACAAAUGGCCUACUCUUAGUCCCGGUUCACUUUUGUGGCAAUCUUGA